Messenger RNA from Akanthomyces muscarius, 1173 nucleotides. RefSeq lists its product as uncharacterized. Gene Ontology annotation, molecular function: methyltransferase activity. The record is from RefSeq and is a predicted model, not a curated record. The transcript is spliced from 7 exons. The coding region runs from base 1 to 1173 and encodes 390 amino acids. NCBI's taxonomy places the organism in Eukaryota, Fungi, Ascomycota, Sordariomycetes, Hypocreales, Cordycipitaceae.
AUGACUGCGCCCGAAAUUGCGCAUACGGAUGGCGCCAAGCUGUCCGUCCUUCGAGGCUACGACACUUCACAUCUCAUCGUCGACGAGACAUGGGCAAAGCAAAACUCGGGCGAAGUCGAGUUUCCAAAAUCCAAGGCCAUCGCUGCUCGAGAUGCCAUCGCCGAGUGCGGACGGACAUAUCACGGUUACAACGCCGGCUCUUACUAUCUACCAAAUGAUCCUGAGGAACACGAACGGCUGGAUCACCAACACCGCAUGGUACGCCUAAUCCAACAAGGAAAGCUGGGUCUUGCACCCGUGCAGAACCCCAAAGAUGUUGUCGAUGUCUGCACCGGCACCGGCAUCUGGGCCACAGAAUAUGCCACCGAGCAUCCCGACUGCACGGUCCUGGGAAGCGAUCUGAGCGCUAUCCAACCACGUGAAGGCGUUCCCAACUGCACAUUCAUCCAGCACGAUGUCGAGAAGCAGGACUGGGACUAUGGCCGCAAGUUUGAUUAUGCUUAUUUCCGCUACAUGGUGACGUGCUUUGAUGACAUGCCCGCGGUGCUCCGCAAGGCGCGCGACAACCUGCACGAGGGCGGCUACAUUGAAAUCUUUGACACGCCCAUCCAGGCCCUGAGCCUCGACGGCAGCAUCGACGGAACGGCGCUCGAGGAAUGGGGCGAGGUCGGCCGUGCUGCCGGGCGCAAGCUCGGCCGCGACAUGGCCAAGCCGAGGCAGUACAAGCGCUGGCUCGAAGAGGCCGGCUUCGUCGACGUGGUGGAGACCAUCAUUCCCGCGCCAGUGAAUGAGUGGUGCAAGGACGAGCGUCAAAAGGAGAUUGGCCGCUUCAUGUUUCACGACUUCUACGCUCUGGUGGGUGGUCUCAAGAAGCUGGUCCUCGCCGCGGGCUACACAUCGGACGAGGCCGACGACUUUUUGCGUCGUAUCCGCAAAACUCUCGAGGACCCCAACGUGCACGCAUACUAUGAAAAGUACAUCGUCUAUGGCCGCAAGCCCCGUGCAGACGAAGUUCCUGUCAAGCUUCCCAAGGAGGAGGCGGAGAAGGAAAGCACAGAGACCAUCAAGGACGAGAAGGCGCUCAGCUUCAGCGGCAUGAUCAUGUCCUCGCUGGUCAUGUGCAAAGAGUCUCUGCGCAUGACACUUAGAAACAGGCUCGGUUUGGAAAUUUAA